This is a messenger RNA of Saccostrea echinata, 609 nucleotides long. RefSeq lists its product as uncharacterized. NCBI's taxonomy places the organism in Eukaryota, Metazoa, Mollusca, Bivalvia, Ostreida, Ostreidae. Bases 1 to 609 code for a protein of 202 amino acids. The transcript has 3 exons. The record is from RefSeq and is a predicted model, not a curated record.
AUGAAAACUUCAGUAUUCCCUGUUCCGGGCAAUAUUGAAGUUAUGGCGAAAGCCAUAGCUAAUCCAGCAACCGCCAAAAUCAUGACAAUUCAAGAUGCCAAAAAGAGUCCAGUCAAGUCCAUGGUCUCUAUAAGAGGACGAGUAACUUCAGAGGAAAUGGUCCGUACAGUACAAGUUCGAGGGAAUGACGUUCUUCAAGUCAGGAAUGUCAGAAUCAAUGAUGGUUCAGAAGAAAUCAAGCUUGCCUUGUGGAGAGAUCAAGUAAAUGGAUGCAACUUGGUCACUUCCUCCUACAUGGAGGAGGUGUCCCUAUCAACAACACAAAGAACAAAAAUAGAGCCCUGUGAGGAACCUUCAUCCAUUGUGAAUGGAUCUGUUGUCGCCUACGAAAAAACAGAUGGGGGAUAUUCCCUUCUUAUUGAAGAGAAUGAACGAUUCUUCACACACAGCAUUUCUUUAGGAAUACUGUGUGCAGGUCUCGGUUCUGAAGAGGCAACUGUAGAGCGCACAAUGUCUCUCUUAAUACCUCUUGACUGUGAAGUACAAUACACAAGGGGAACUGUGGAAACAUUUUCAUGCAGAUCUACCCUAACAACUCAGCAGAAAUGA